Molecule: messenger RNA, 441 nt
Organism: Phytophthora nicotianae INRA-310
Lineage: Eukaryota; Oomycota; Peronosporomycetes; Peronosporales; Peronosporaceae
Exons: 2
Coding region: 1-441 (146 amino acids)
Source: RefSeq, a predicted model, not a curated record
AUGUCAAAUGAAGAUCACGAGCCCCCUCCUAUUCCACCUGACCCUGAAGGCGUCAGUACGCUGCAAAAUGCCCAUCUCAAGCCUACACGGAAGAAGGCCUUCCGUUUUCUACCAUCUAGUGAUGUGCUCCUUCUUAAGGAGGUCACUGCACAUACCCCUUGGGCGGCUGCGCACGGAGAGACUAACACUGCUUGGACGACCGUCGCAAAUGAACUCAAAAACGCAAUCUCAGCUUCUACUGCAGACGACAAAGCUUGCAGGCGUCGAUUCACAGCUCUACUCGACACUUUUCGACGCGAGGAGAUGAAAUCGCUUCGCGUGUCAGGCACUGCUGAAGAGUACCGUGAACGCGAGCAGCUUCUCACCGACUGCCUGGAAUUGGAGAAGGCUAACAAGAAGAAAAGGAAGCAGCGAGACGCGAAGCUGCGUCCAGCCAAGUAG